AUGUCCACUCCAACACUCGCUAUAGACACUCAGACUAUCAGGGGUCGCAGCAAAACCAUCGCAACAGACCAAUCCGAAAACCAUACACUACUUGUUCGACACUGGACUGGUGAUGGGUUGCAAGCCUCAUCAAGCGGACUCGAAAAGUCAAAGUCGAUGCUUGAUCUCUCUGGAUUGCAGCAACAGGAUAGAGCAUGGGAAGUUACAUUAUCAAAGAUGGAGUUUGCGAAGGAAGACGGACGUAUGGAUUCUCAAGAAUCUUUGAACGGACCCGAAGAGUAA
This is a messenger RNA of Sclerotinia borealis F-4128, 282 nucleotides long. Lineage: Eukaryota; Fungi; Ascomycota; Leotiomycetes; Helotiales; Sclerotiniaceae. The record is from the annotation of a GenBank genome assembly.